ACCGCCGCAGUGUCAGGGGUGCCAGUAUUAAUGUUAACCAAGUGUCAAAUGAAGAAGGAAACAUGGAGGCACCCAGCAAAGAGAACGUCUGUCAGAAUGGACCCACAACCCAUUUCCCUGAUCCUCCAUUGUCACUUGAUCCCACCACCAGACCAUUUGGUCCUGAUCCAUCUCCAGGUGUGGCUGGUUUCCAUGACAACCUAAGGAAGUCUCAGGGAUCUAGUGCUGAGGGCGUAGUUCUUAGAAAAGAAGCUUUGCAGUCUCUCAAACUCAGUCUUCCUAUGCAAGAAACUCAUUUGUGUUCAACCGAAUCUUCACUUCCCUUGGAAAAAGAGGAGCAGAUCCGCCUUCAGGCUCGAAGACGACUGGAAGAGCAGCUCAAACAGUACAGAGUGAAAAGACAUCAGGAGAGAUCCAAUCAGCCUGCAUCCAAAAGCCGACCUACUAGCACCCUGGACCCUGAGCUCAUGUUAAACCCAGAAAUCUUACCAAGGGCCAGCACAGUAGCCAUGACAAAAGAAUAUUCCUUCCUUCGGACCAGUGUCCCUCGGGGACCUAAAGUAGGCAGUUUAGGACUUCUGUCACAUCCAAAGGAGAAAAAAAGUUCCAAGUCAAGCAAGAUCCGGUCUCUGGCAGAUUAUAGAACUGAAGAUUCAGACUCUGGAAUUUCUAGUGGAAACUUCUUGGCACCUGACUCUGCCAGGGGCUCUCUGCAUCAGAAUAGAAGCAGUCUGACAUCAGUAGUUUCUGAAGUCAGCCUUACUCCUGAAACAGAUGACCGCCUAGAGAAUUCUUCUGUGGCCGGGGACAGCAUCUCUGAACUAGACGGAAGUGAGGGAGGCAUGAAGCUGGAUGGCAAUGAGAGUGACAGCUCAUCUUACAGCAGUGUCUCUGGCAGAGGAAUUUAUGGAGUUUUGAGCGCAACUGGCAAGCAGGCAGCCUCCUACCUGGUUAAUGGCCAAGAGAUCAGUUCCGAUGCAAUGGGACAGUUUCCUUCUAUUAGAGAUGUCCUCCAGGCUGCUGCAGCUGAGCACCAUGACCCAGAGCCAGAUGUCAAUGGGGAUGUGCAGAGUCGGAGAGACAGUAUUUCUAGUAGCAUAUCCAUGGAGAGCUCUAUUGCUGGAACUCAUGAUGAAAUGCUGCAGGUUCUUAAAGAGAAAAUGAGACUUGAAGGGCAGCUGGAGGCCUUGUCUUUAGAGGCCAGUCAGGCCCUUAAAGAGAAGACAGAACUGCAAGCCCAGCUGGCAGCCUUGGAUACCAAGCUUCAGGCUCAGGUAGAGCAGAGUCGAAGCAGCCAACAGAAGCAGGACUCACUAAGUUCUGAAGUGGACACCUUGAAGCAGUCUUGCUGGGAUCUGGAACGAGCAAUGACUGACCUGCAGAACACUCUCGAGGCGAAAAAUGCCAGCCUGGCUUCCUCCAACAAUGACUUACAAGUGGCAGAGGAACAGUACCAGAGACUCAUGGGAAAAGUAGAGGACAUGCAAAAAAGCAUCCUCAGCAAAGAUAACACAGUGCAUGACCUUCGACAGCAGAUGACAGCCUUACAGAACCAACUACAACAGGUUCAGCUAGAACGCAGCACGCUGACGAGCAGGCUCAAGGCCUCCCAGACUGAGAUCACCUCAUUGCAGAAGGUCCGGCAGUGGUACCAACAGCAGCUGGCACUGGCCCAAGAGGCCCGGGUCAGGCUACAGAGUGAGAUGGCCCACAUCCAGGUUGGACAGAUGACCCAGGCAGGCAUUCUGGAGCACCUUAAACUUGAGAACGUGACACUAUCCCAUCAACUGACAGAGACUCAGCAGAGGUCCAUCAAGGAAAAGGAACGGAUUGCUGUCCAGUUACAAAAUAUAGAGGCGGACAUGCUAGACCAGGAAGCGGCAUUUAUUCAGAUCCAAGAAGCCAAGACCUUAGUGGAAGAAGACCUGCAGAGGAAACUGGAGGAGUUUGAGGACGAAAAGGAGCACUUACAAAAAAUGGCCGAUUCUGCCACGUCCUUGGAGCAGCAGCUCCAGCAGGUAAAGCUAACUUUGCAUCAGCGAGACCUGCAGCUGGACACUCUGCAGCAGGAGCACCUGGACCUCAUGAAGCAGCUCACCCUGAGCCAGGAGACUCUGCACACCCGGGAGCAGGCUCUCAGCGAACUACAGACCCGCUACGAGGAGCUGCAGGCCCAGCUAGAGGAGCUCCAGGGAGACGCUGCCACCAAAGACGACACGGUCCAGUUUCUGCAGAACGAGAAAAUUGUCCUGGAGGUAGCACUGCAAGCGGCCCGGGCGGGCAAAGAGGAGUUUGACCGAGGCGCCCAGCAGCUGGAGGAGGAUGCGGACGCCACCGCAGAGCUCCUGGAGCAGCUGAGACAGGAGAUAGCAGUCAAGUGCAGCCAGGUAGAAAACCUGCAGCAAGAAAGUAUUGCUCUGAAAAAACAGACUCAGAAAGUGAAGGAGCAGUUUCUUCAACAAAAGGUGAUGGUGGAGGCAUAUCGGAGAGAUGCGAAUUCAAAAGACCAGCUGAUCAGUGAAUUGAAAGCCACAAAGAAAAGGCUGGACUUAGAGAUGAGGAGUCUGAGGCAGGAAUUAAUCAAGCUUCAAGGUGAAAAGAAGACAGUGGAAGUGGAACAGUCCAAGUUACAGAAAGAAGUGUCCCAAGUUCACCAGCAAAUGGCUGACCUCGAAGGACAGCUCCAACUGGUACAGAGAGAACGAGAUGAACUGGAGACACAGUUACAGGCUUUGCAGUUUGACAGAGAGCAAAUGACAUCUCUUACAGAGGUGAAUGAAGUGUUGAAACAACAAGUAGAACAAAUGCAACUGGAAGCCAGAAAGGCCAUUACAGAACAAAAACAAAAGAUGAAGCGAUUGGGUUCAGAUCUGACCAGCGCCCAGAAAGAGAUGAAGGCCAAGCACAAAGCCUAUGAAAACGCAGUGGGCAUCCUGAGCCGUCGCCUACAGGAAGCCCUCACUGCCAAAGAAUCCUCAGAAGCAGAAUUGAACAAACUCAGAGCCCAAAUCACAGAUGGAGGAAACAACCACGCUCUAAAUGAACGAAUCCAAGUCCUUGAGCUGGAACUGCAAACUGUUGGCCAUAGUAAGAUGGUGCUGGAGAAGGAGCUCCAGGAAAUCAUCUCCCUGACCAGCCAAGAGUUGGAAGAAUACAGGGAGAAGGUCAUCGAGUUGGAGGAUGAGCUCCAAGAAUCCAGAGGCUUUAGGAAGAAGAUAAAGCGACUUGAAGAGUUAAAUAAGAAGUUGGCUCUUGAAUUGGAGCAUGAGCGGGGAAAGCUUACGGGUCUUGGGCAGUCCAAUGCAGCUUUACGGGAACACAAUAGUAUUCUGGAAACAGCCUUAGCCAAGAGAGAGGCAGACUUAGUACAGCUGAACCUGCAGGUACAAGCAGUUUUACAGCGAAAAGAAGAGGAGGAUCAGCAAAUGAAACAGCUUGUUCACAGCUUACAGACUGCACUAGAGAAGGAGAAGGCCAAAGUGCGAAGCCUUAAAGAGCAGGUGGCUGCAGUCAAAGCCGAGGCUGGACACAAUCGCCGUCAUUUCCGAGCCGCUGCCUUGGAGCUGAGUGAAGUGAAGAAGGAACUGCAGGCCAAAGAGCAGCUUGUCCAGAAGCUCCAAGCAGAAGCAGAUAGCCUACAGGCUCAGGAGGGCAAACACAGCCAAGAAGUGUCCCAGUUCCAACAAGAGUUAGCAGAAACUCGAGCUCAGCUCCAGCUUCUACAGAAGCAGCUGGAUGAACAGCUGGACAAACAACCUGUUGAAAACCAAGAGGUAGAAGAUCUCAAAUGGGAGAUAAGUCAAAAAGAGAGAGAAAUCCAAACCCUGAAGCAGCAAUUGGACCUGAACGAACAGCACAGUCAAAAGGAAUUAGAAGGAAUCCAGCUGGUACUGCAGAAUAUUAAAACUGAGCUGGACAUGGCCCGGGAAGACCUUUCGAUGACACAGAAAGAUAAAUUCACCCUUCAGGCAAAGGUGACUGAGCUGAAGAAUAGCAUGAAGACACUCCUCCAACAAAACCAGCAACUGAAGCUGGACCUGAAGCAUGGCAAGAUGAGGAAGAGGAAGGAACUGAAGGGAGAGACCAAUUCUAACCCUGUGACCCCAGUUAAAAUUCCAGACUGUCCGGUCCCUGCCUCUCUCCUAGAGGAGCUGCUCAAACCCCCAGCGACUGUGAGCAAGGAGCCUCUAAAGAAUCUCAACAGCUGUCUCCGACAACUGAAGCAAGAAAUGGAUAGUCUUCAGCGCCAAAUGGAAGAACACACGAUCACGGUACAUGAAUCAAUGUCUUCUUGGACUCAGGUGGAGGGUCACUUAAUGGACCUUGCAGUUACCUGCCCUCCUGCUGUCUCUAGGGAACUUGAAAAUUCCAGCGUUGAUCAAAAGGAACAGAACCAUCCUGUCCACGAGCAACGAAUAUUGGAACAGUGACCCCAGGCUGCCCCCAAUGUCUCUUCUUGUCUCUAAAUGUGUGAAGGAUUAUUGUUUUAUCACCCUUAUUUAUUUGAUUUUGAACUUGAUGUUUUUCUGUGAGCUGCAGUUUUGAGUUCUUCUUUUGCCUAUGAGGGUACAAGAGAGUGAUGGCAAAAGGCCAGCAAGAUAACCAAUUCACAGGCCAUGCUUGGUUUGUAAUUCCUGUGACACGAUCCUGCUUCCUACCAAAGUAACUCAGUCUCAAAUGAGGUCUUGUCUCCUAUUUCUGUACAGGAGUCUGGGUCGUUUUUGAGGGAUACUGUGUCAGGUUAGAAUUCUGAGUG
This is a messenger RNA of Gracilinanus agilis (Agile Gracile Mouse Opossum), 4756 nucleotides long. It is a transcript of the gene GOLGA3, whose product is annotated as golgin A3. Lineage: Eukaryota; Metazoa; Chordata; Mammalia; Didelphimorphia; Didelphidae. The record is from RefSeq and is a predicted model, not a curated record. The transcript has 23 exons. Bases 63 to 4430 code for a protein of 1455 amino acids.